AUGUGCAUUCACGAGAGAGAAGCAGUUCAAGCAAUAACUAAUCUUCAGAUUCCCAGUAGUGCUUCUGAACCUGUCGCUGAGCAAUCCAACAACGCCGAAUCCGCACCACAGCAGCAACCUCUGAUCAGUGAGGACCAAAGGGACGGAGAGGACGAGUCAGAUAAUGCUUCCUAUUCAGUCCGCGAAGACGAGGACGUAGAGUCAACCGAGCGAUUAGAAGGUAAACCAAAUAAAGAUGACGCACAUGAGGCUGAUGAGGACAGAGAUCCCACGGAAAUGCCUUUUGAACCCCCCGAUGAAGAAGAUGACCAAACUUGA
This is a messenger RNA of Opisthorchis viverrini, 318 nucleotides long. RefSeq lists its product as hypothetical. The transcript has 2 exons. Bases 1 to 318 code for a protein of 105 amino acids. NCBI's taxonomy places the organism in Eukaryota, Metazoa, Platyhelminthes, Trematoda, Opisthorchiida, Opisthorchiidae. The record is from RefSeq and is a predicted model, not a curated record.